AAAGCGCAUUCCGGAACUAAAGCGCUCGACCCUGGGACGAUUUACUACGGCACCCAAAGGGAGCGCACAGCCGGCUCUUCCUGCGCGACAGUUUGUGUCUUAGCAACUAAGCGUAGCAACUACGAAAUCGGGCGUUGCGGGUCCUAUCUGAGGGGCUUCGAAAACCUUCUAGCUGUAUCCAGCGUCCUAGGUGAGGGAACUGUCUCUUUCCUUGCCUGGGACUCUGGAACCGUCUGUUUCUGAUGAAACAUGCCCGAACUAUCUGACAGAUUGCUGAAGCUAAAAGAGAUGUUUAACUCUAAAUUUGGGUCCACACCCAAGUUUUAUGUUCGAGCACCAGGAAGAGUCAACAUAAUAGGUGAGCACAUAGAUUAUUGUGGAUAUUCUGUUAUUCCCAUGGCUGUGGAACAAGACAUGUUAAUAGCUGUGGAACCUGUGAAAACACACACUCUCCAACUGGCUAAUACAGACCCCUUGUAUCCAGACUUCAGUACUACAGCUAAUAACAUCUGUAUCGACAAGACCAAACCUGUAUGGCACAAUUACUUCCUAUGUGGAUUUAAGGGAAUUCAGGAACACUUUGGCCUUAGUAAGCUGCCUGGAAUGAAUUGCCUGGUAGAUGGAAAUAUACCCCCGAGUUCGGGCCUCUCCAGCUCCAGUGCUCUGGUUUGCUGUGCUGGGUUAGUGACUCUCACAGUGCUGGGAAUGAGACUCUCUAAGGUGGAACUUGCAGAAAUCUGUGCCAAGAGUGAGCGUUACAUAGGCACUGAAGGUGGAGGCAUGGACCAGUCCAUAUCAUUCCUUGCAGAAGAAGGAUCUGCCAAGUUAAUAGAAUUUAGCCCUCUGAGAGCAACUGAUGUGCAGCUCCCCAGUGGGGCAGUCUUUGUGAUUGCCAACAGCUGUGUGGAAAUGAACAAGGCAGCCACUUCACAUUUCAAUGUCAGGGUGAUGGAGUGUCGACUGGCGGCAAAGGUCCUUGCUAAACACAAAGGCUUGCAAUGGGAUAAUGUCCUGCGGUUAGAGGAAGUGCAAAGCAAACUAGGGAUGAGUCUGGAAGAGAUGCUGUUGGUCACAGAGGAUGCCCUUCAUCCUGAACCCUACAGCCGGGAGGAGAUCUGCAGGUGCCUGGGAAUUAGCCUGGAGAAACUCCGCACCCAGAUCCUGACUGCAAAUACUCAGGACGAACUCACCUUUAAGCUCUACCAGCGGGCCAAGCAUGUGUACAGUGAGGCUGCACGCGUGCUGCAGUUUAAGCAGGUGUGUGAAGAUGCACCAGACAAUGCAGUCCAGCUGCUGGGGGAGCUAAUGAACCAGAGCCACAGAAGCUGCCGGGACAUGUAUGAGUGCAGCUGCCCUGAGCUGGACCAGCUAGUGGACAUCUGCCGGAAGUUUGGGGCCAAAGGCUCACGACUUACUGGAGCAGGAUGGGGAGGCUGCACUGUGUCCCUAGUGCCCGCUGACAUGCUGUCCAGCUUUCUCGCCAGUGUGCAUGAAGCUUAUUAUCAGGGGAACACAUCCCGCCUGGCUCUGGAGAAGCAUAGCUUGUUUGCCACCAAGCCUGGAGGCGGGGCCUUGGUUUUCCGUGAGGCCUAAACAAUGUCAAACAUCUCAGAGAAACUAUUUUGGGCAUUAAGGAGCUGGCGGGAUUUCCUGUGCCACAGUAAAUCAGCCCCUUUUCUGUUUUGUGUUAUGAGGUACAGUAGCUAUUAUCAAGAUGCAUUUCUAAAGAAAUGGUGAAAGCUAGACUUCAUAAUGACUACUUUUCUUUCUUACGUGUAUUUUUAUGAAUCAGAGCCAAGGAUAUGCUUAGAUAGACCUUUGAAAUAUGAUUAAGAUUUAUUGAUGUGAAGAUUUAAAAGAUGAACAGCGAAAUGUACUUUUAAUUAAACACUCUGCUCCAAUUAAACUGAUAGAGCUGAACUGUGUGUUGCUCUUGAAUGGCGGCCACUGCUGGCUUCCCUUAGCCCUCUUCCACAUUGUUGAAGUCUUCUGAUAUGGUAGAGAAUGAUGACGAUAAAUGUGGUGACUCUAGUGACUGUGGCGACUCUGAUGGUGAUGAUGAUCCUCCAUAUUCCUCCUUGAGUUUUGCCUCAACACGCUAGGAACAAAGUGCAUGGUUAAGGGUUUGCAGACAUUAGACACACACAGUACACUUGAAUGUCAGAUUUCUACAUCUCUGAAGAUGGUGAAGAUCACUUUGGGAGGAGGAGCCAAAAGAUAGAUUUCAGAAGACAAUUUGAAUUGACUGUCCUUCCACUAGCACUUCCACUUGUCCAAUGCCUUUCCAGCCUGGCAGCCCCACCCGUACCUCACAUCCUUCUUGUGGCUGCCUGGCAAGGCUUGUUUGUCUACCUGGUUCCCUGUAGGGCAGAUGUAGGGCAGUAUACAGCUUUGGGUGAAUAAUCAAAAGCCUAAAGUGUAAACAGACAGUGAUAGAGUAAGGGCACAAGUCUCUGGUCACGUGGUGACAGGCCAGUGGCAGACAUCCGGAAGUCCUUUCUAAGUUUCAUGGCAGAUGAAAGAGGGUUUGGUUAAAACAAUCAGGUGACAGAAGUAGCUUGUAUUGUGUUUGGGAUCACCAUGGUUUUUGUUUCUUAUGACUGUAAGAAACAAAAGGCAUUAAAAGGCAUUCAGAGGCUGAGUUUCUUCAUCUGCCUGUUUCCAAAAGACAUAGGCACACCAAAGUAUUUCUUAAAGGACAAGUCACUGGGAAACCAAGAUUCAUCCU
Molecule: messenger RNA, 2728 nt
Organism: Mus pahari (shrew mouse)
Lineage: Eukaryota; Metazoa; Chordata; Mammalia; Rodentia; Muridae
Gene: Galk2
Product: galactokinase 2
Exons: 10
Coding region: 250-1593 (447 amino acids)
Biological process (GO): carbohydrate phosphorylation; galactose metabolic process
Cellular component (GO): cytosol; cytoplasm
Molecular function (GO): ATP binding; galactokinase activity
Source: RefSeq, a predicted model, not a curated record